AUGGACCUGAUCCAGGUCUGGGGUGAUCUACCAAUGAUGACGUCAACUGCCUUCGUCCUCUGCACCAACAUGGUACACACGAUUAAGAUCACAAAUCUUCUAAGAAGGAAGCAGCGCAUUGAGAAGAUUGUUCGAAGUAACAAUAAAGUUUUGCAGCAAGCUACUGGUGUUGAGGAAAGAAAACUACUUCAAAAGUGCAACCGAGGGACCACCUGUCACCUCUUCAUAUUUUUGACUCUGACGUCUGUCACUUUGGUGGGCUUGGCUGUUGGUGCUGUUCUCGAUUCGGAGGAUAAGCAGUUGCUAUUUCGGGCGUGGUACCCUUUCGACUGGAGAAAGUCACCAGCAUACGAGAUAACUUACUUCCACCAGAUAUUCGCUAUAUAUCUUGCUGCUUGUCUGAAUGUCAGCAAAGAUAUCUUGGUCGUCAGUCUUAUAGCGCAAUGCCGGUGUAGACUGCGUUUACUUGCGCACGCGCUGAAGACUCUGUGUCAUGGUAUGAAGACUGUGUGGCGUUUUCCUAAAACACUGGACGUCCUCAUCCAACAUCGUCUGAGAGAUUGCACGAGGGAGCACCAGAGGAUUCUGACAGCUGUGAACGAGAUACAAAACUGCUUCUCUGCACCAACCUUCGCCCAGUUCUCUGUGUCCCUUGUGAUUAUAUGUGUCACAGCGUUCCAGAUGACUUCGCAAACAGGUAACUUAGUCAGAAUGCUCUCGAUGGCGACUUAUCUUCUUAACAUGAUGGAACAGGUGUUCAUUUACUGCUAUGAAGGAAGUGAACUCUUAGUUGAGAUGUUAAAAGUGUCAUAUUCCUUCUUCACUGUAUUACGUCAAGUCGAUGAAGAAAGUUAA
Leptosia nina is the source of this 855-nucleotide messenger RNA. The record is from the annotation of a GenBank genome assembly. NCBI's taxonomy places the organism in Eukaryota, Metazoa, Arthropoda, Insecta, Lepidoptera, Pieridae.